AUGCCGGCCGCUGCCAUCCAUCAGUAUCACCGCCGCCACCACCACCAGCACAACCACGCCAUCCGCAUCCACAUCCACCACAUCCAUGGCAGCGGGGUCCCACGGAGGGACAAGGCUAUGAGGUCGACGGGGUCAUUGGCAAUUUCGAAUUCGACAUGGCGCGCGGAAUAUUGUUGCAACCAGGUGUGGCACCAGUGGAUAGACGGGGCCGUUCCGGCAUCUAGACGACGUUGGUCGAUAACACCUUCGAUACCCUCCGCGCCCGGUCAGGAAACAACCUUCAAAUCUUUGAUGGGCCCCAUCUGA
Molecule: messenger RNA, 306 nt
Organism: Purpureocillium takamizusanense
Lineage: Eukaryota; Fungi; Ascomycota; Sordariomycetes; Hypocreales; Ophiocordycipitaceae
Exons: 1
Coding region: 1-306 (101 amino acids)
Source: RefSeq, a predicted model, not a curated record